AUGGCGCUUUCAAGUGAGGCGGCACCCCUUGCGGCUGGCCCGCCGGGACCACCUCACCCAGCAGGCAACUCGCAGGGGCGUCCCGAAGCCUCCCACGACACUCCCUCGCACCACGGCAGUGCUGGUGCCGACUACGAGCGCGAAAUCCUCUGCCUUGUGAACAAGGAGCGCCGGCGCGUCGGCCUCAACGCGCUUGCCCUGCACCCGGCUGUCACGCAGGCCGCCCACGAGCACUCGCUGUACCAGGCACGCGUUGGCGAGAUGACCCACAGCGAUGAGAACUACGGCCCCCAGCUGCCUGAAAACAUUGCUGAUGCGCCCGCUGCAAGCGCCAAGGAGGUGUUUGAUAUGUGGAUGAAAGACCCGCCGCAUUACGAGAAUAUCGUUGAUCCGAACGUCACGUAUAUGGGCGUGUCGAAUGUCAACGGAAAGUGGACCCAGGACUUUGGAUCGGACUCGGACACAAGCAAGCCGGAGCAGGCGUACUACGGCGAAGGCUAUUGCUAG
Molecule: messenger RNA, 507 nt
Organism: Linderina pennispora
Lineage: Eukaryota; Fungi; Kickxellomycota; Kickxellomycetes; Kickxellales; Kickxellaceae
Exons: 3
Coding region: 1-507 (168 amino acids)
Source: RefSeq, a predicted model, not a curated record